CUUUCUACGAACUGUGGCAUUGGGUUUAUGGUUUUAAGAUUUUAAGAUUUCGAUGUCUACUUCAUAUGUCGUUCCAGCUCCCAUCAGAAGUGCAGUGUUCAUUAAUCCCCACAGACAUCGAUUCAUAUUGCCCCAGAGGACUUAUCGGCACAGAAACAAAUGCGGAAUGCUUAGAAGGAAUUUCGCCUUGAAGGGAAUCGUUGUUGCAGGUGUUUCGGUUGUCGGUUCUUCUCUGAGUACCAAUCCCGUCCAAGGGAUGGAAAGAUUACCUUUAAAGCCAGAAGGCUAUGAUUUUUGGAUGUGGAGAGGUCAUAAAAUACAUUAUGUAGAACAAGGAGAAGGGUUUCCUAUUGUUCUCAUCCAUGGGUUUGGUGCUUCUGCAUUUCACUGGAGAUACAACAUUCCAGAGUUGGCUAAAAGUUAUAAAGUUUAUGCUAUAGAUUUGCUGGGAUUUGGUUGGAGUGAAAAAGCAUUAAUUGAGUAUGAUGCCAUGGUAUGGAGGGACCAGAUUGUGGAUUUCAUGAAGGAAAUUGUAAAGGAACCAGCGGUUUUAGUUGGAAACAGUCUUGGGGGAUUCACUGCUUUGGUUACAGCAGCAGACCUGCCUGAGCAAAUCGCUGGAGUUGCACUACUGAAUUCUGCAGGGCAGUUUGGGAAUGCUAGUGGAGAAAGUGACACCAGUUCUGAGGAAACAUACUUACAGAAGUUUCUUAUAAAGCCACUGAAGGAAGUUUUUCAACGUAUUGUUCUCGGAUUUCUGUUCUGGCAAGCAAAGAGUCCUGCCCGGAUUGAAUCAGUCUUAAAAAGUGUGUACAUAAAUACAACCAAUGUGGAUGACUAUCUUGUGGAGUCGAUAACAAGACCAGCCGCAGAUCCCAAUGCUGGAGAAGUUUAUUACAGAUUAAUGACGCGGUUCAUGUCAAACCAGACCAAGUAUACACUUGACAGCGUCUUAAGCAGACUCUCUUGCCCUCUAUUGUUGCUUUGGGGUGAUUUGGACCCUUGGGUGGGCCCUGCCAAGGCUCUGCGAAUCAAAGAAUUUUAUCCUGAUUCAUCCAUUGUGAAUCUCCAGGCAGGGCACUGUCCACAUGAUGAAGUUCCAGAGGAAGUUAAUAAAGCUCUUGUAAAUUGGUUGUCAUCUCUGAAACUCAAUGCUUCUCUUCAGACUGUUUAACAUGUACAUCUAAUAGGCACCUAAAUAUUGAAGACCCCCAGGUAUUAUUUCUGGGUUGAAAUUUUGCUUGUAAACUAAUUGUAACAUUACUGUGUAUAGUGAUAAUUAAAGUUUCAUAUA
Telopea speciosissima is the source of this 1294-nucleotide messenger RNA. RefSeq names its product pheophytinase, chloroplastic. Lineage: Eukaryota; Viridiplantae; Streptophyta; Magnoliopsida; Proteales; Proteaceae. The transcript is spliced from 7 exons. Gene Ontology annotation, cellular component: chloroplast. Bases 53 to 1174 code for a protein of 373 amino acids. The record is from RefSeq and is a predicted model, not a curated record.